AGAGGUAGAGAGAGAGAGACGUGUGAGCAAGGCAUCUCUAGAGAGGGGGGAAACUCUCCGAAAGCACCAAAAAGACCUCGCCUCAAGGGCAGUACGAUCGCAAACAAAGCAUCUCUCUACUUAAAGCAACCCAGACUCCCGGUGAGCUAGAGAGAGAGGCAGAGCUUUAGAGAGAAAGAGGGAAUAGAGGGAAGGAGGAAGGAAGGAAGACGAAGAUGGGUCGCGGCAAGGUGGAGCUGAAGCGGAUCGAGAACAAGAUCAGCCGGCAGGUGACGUUCGCCAAGCGCCGGAACGGGCUGCUCAAGAAGGCGUACGAGCUCUCGCUGCUGUGCGACGCCGAGGUCGCGCUCAUCAUCUUCUCCGGCCGCGGCCGCCUCUUCGAGUUCUCCAGCUCGUCAUGCAUGUACAAAACACUCGAGAGAUACCGCAGCUCCAAUUACGGCUCACAGGAAAUAAAAACUCCAUUGGACGGUGAAAUCAACUACCAGGAUUAUUUGAAGUUGAAGACCAGAGUUGAAUUUCUUCAAACUACACAAAGAAAUAUUCUUGGUGAGGAUCUGGGUCCACUUAGCAUGAAGGAGCUUGAGCAGCUUGAGAACCAAAUAGAGAUAUCCCUGAAACAUAUCAGGACAAGAAAGAAUCAAAUGUUGCUUGAUCAGCUCUUUGAUCUGAAAAGUAAGGAGCAAGAACUACAGGACCUUAACAAGGACCUCAGGAAAAAGUGCCAGUUGCAAGAAACCAAUGCAGAGAGUGUGCUACAUGUUUCCUGGGAAGAAGGUGGGCACAGUGGCACUAGUGGGAAUGCCAUUGAACCUUAUCAGGGAUUCCUUCAGCACCCAGACAAUGAUCCUUCCCUACAGAUUGGGUACCACCAACAAGCCUACAUGGACCAGCUGAACAACGAAGACAUGGGGGACCCAAACGAGCACGGUGGAUCCGGAUGGAUUUGAAGUGCUCAGACGACUGAAAUAAGCUGAUGCAUGGCCGGCCUAGCAGGACGCAUUUCCGGCCCUCUUCUACGCAUUAUUGAAUGAAAGUUUGAUUGAAACUGCUCUUGAGACUUCCCAAAACGAUGAAGAGAACAGGGGAGCAAUUCGAGCCCGUAUUGUACUGUGCCGGUGAACGGCACCGUGUGUGUGAUUGUAAUGCUACCUUUGAGACCUCGUGUUCGUGUGUGGCGAAGCUUGGAACUUUAUAUAUCUAGCAAUGGUAUUUGUCAUUUGUGCGUGGUGACUGCAA
Setaria italica (foxtail millet) is the source of this 1239-nucleotide messenger RNA. It is a transcript of the gene LHS1, whose product is annotated as MADS-box transcription factor 1. Bases 216 to 950 code for a protein of 244 amino acids. Gene Ontology annotation, molecular function: DNA-binding transcription factor activity, RNA polymerase II-specific; RNA polymerase II cis-regulatory region sequence-specific DNA binding; protein dimerization activity. NCBI's taxonomy places the organism in Eukaryota, Viridiplantae, Streptophyta, Magnoliopsida, Poales, Poaceae. The record is from RefSeq and is a predicted model, not a curated record. The transcript has 8 exons. Gene Ontology annotation, biological process: positive regulation of transcription by RNA polymerase II. Gene Ontology annotation, cellular component: nucleus.